AGACUGAGACAAAAUAUUUAAAUCUUAAAAUUAUUCUUUAAUCAACUCUAAUUUGGACUUUACAUAGCAGACUCAUAACUCCACCUCUUCUAGAAGCAUCUCAGCCGUCCGUCCGUACGUUCCUCCAUCCACCACUCACCUUUGCCACUCCUCACCGUCGUCUCCGCCGUCAUAUUCUCCGGCCAAUCUAUCCUCAUUCUCCAAACUCGGUUCGUGCAUUUUCAUUAUUUCCGCACACGAACUUUCAAAUCUAUAUAAAAGUUCUUCAAUCCUCGAUUUCUGUGCCCUAGGUUAACUUUUUUGCCUUUUGAAUUCAAAAUCGUUGAGCAAUUUGAAUGUCGGAGUCACCGAGCACAGAUCUGUGUGAAAUUUUUGCAGUUCUCGAUUUCUGUGCCCUAGGUUACUUUUUUGCGUAUUGAAUUUCAAAUUUGUUGAAUGUCGGAGCUGUGAAGUUUUUGCAAUCCUCGUUUUCUGUGCCCUAGGUUACUUUUUUUUGCUUAUUGAAAUUCAAAAUCGUUGAGCAACUUGAAUGUCGGAGCCACCGAGCACAGAUCUGUGUGAAGUUUCUGCAGUUCUCGAUUUCUGUGCCCUAGGUUACUGUUUUGCGUAUUGAAUUUCAAAUUUGUUGAGCAAUUAAUGUGACAUUUCUAUAAUCCUCGAUUACUGUGCCCUAGCAUACGUUUUUACUUAUUGAAUUUGAAAAUCGUUGAGAAAUUUGAAUGUCUGAGCCACCUAGAGUCGUGAGUUCAGAAAUGGAUGUUGCUGAAUCGGAAUCACGACCGGUGCUAGGGCCUGCGGGGAACAAGACGAGAUCGGUUGUGGAAUUGCGUAAACCGGUUGCGAAACCUAGGAGUAAAGUAGGAAAACGGGAGGAAGUUAAGAAAUCGUCGUCGUCUGUUGCUGUGACGGUCAAUUUGUCGCUACAUUCUAAGUCGAUUACGCCUCCGCCGCCUUCGGUUUUGAGACGGAAGGAUUGUAAGGUGCUGAAGUCGAAUUUGUCGAUGAAUGCGUCGUGCUCGUCGGACGCUUCCUCUGAUUCUUCGCACAGUCGAGCGUCUGUUGGGAGGAUUAGUCGACGGAGUGUGACGCCGGUCCGUGGUAAGGAAUCUGCUGGUUUGAGAAAUGGAAAGGUUGAGAAUGGUUUGAGAACAGUUUCGAAAGUAGGAAAAGUUGAUAGUGGUUCAAGAGGUGAGAAAGUUGAAAAUGUUGUGGAGAUUGAUGGUUCUUUGGAGGCUUCGGGUGAUGCUUCGCUGGGACGGAAGAGAUGUCCUUGGGUGACGGCUAACACUGAUCCUUGUUAUGCUGUUUUUCAUGAUGAAGAAUGGGGAGUCCCAGUACACGACAACAAGAAACUGUUUGAAUUGCUCAGUUUAUCAACCGCUUUGGCUGAGCUGACCUGGCCUGCAAUCCUCAACAAAAGGCAUUUAUUCAGGGAAGUGUUUCAUGGAUUUGACCCUGUUGCGGUCUCAAAAUUGAAUGAUAAGAAGAUAGCAACAUCAGGAAACCCUGCAACUUCUCUUCUUUCAGAGGUGAAAAUACGAGCCAUUAUUGAAAAUGCUCGCCAAGUGUGCAAGAUAACUGAUGAAUUUGGGUCGUUUGACAAGUACAUAUGGGGUUUCAUAAACCAUAAGCCAAUAGUGAACAAAUUCCGUUACCCGCGUCAAGUACCAAUCAAGACAUCAAAAGCAGAUUCAAUAAGCAAAGACCUGGUCAAACGAGGCUUCCGAGGAGUGGGCCCUACAGUCGUUUACUCGUUUCUACAAGUGGCUGGGCUCACUAACGACCACCUCGUUAGUUGCUUCAGGUUCAAUGAAUGUGUAGACGCGGGACUUGCAAAGGGUGUAACAGACGAUGGUCAAAACGGUAAACCUGAAGAGAGACGAUCAGAGGAUGGAAACGGGUUAGGGUUAACAAGGGUUAUUGAUGAAUUACGUUUAUCGGAUGAGUAAUAUGUUGGUAGUCUUUUGUAGUGUUAUGUGGAAUAUGGGAACAAGAGUAUGUGUACAAAUUGUUGUAUUAACGGUGUUUUUAGGUUGUAGAUUGAAAAGGCACAUACAUGAAAAUGAUGAUGGUGACGAUGAUUGUUAGAUAUUAUUCUUUACAUCGUUUUGCAUGUGCUUAUGCAUUUUGUAUGUUAUGGUUUUCCUACCACAUUCUAUGA
This is a messenger RNA of Helianthus annuus (common sunflower), 2161 nucleotides long. RefSeq lists its product as uncharacterized. Lineage: Eukaryota; Viridiplantae; Streptophyta; Magnoliopsida; Asterales; Asteraceae. The transcript has 5 exons. Bases 720 to 1949 code for a protein of 409 amino acids. The record is from RefSeq and is a predicted model, not a curated record. Gene Ontology annotation, molecular function: DNA-3-methyladenine glycosylase activity. Gene Ontology annotation, biological process: base-excision repair.